AUGGAUGAAGCUAGUGGACUUCCUCAUGGACCCCCAAUGAAUAUACUUCCUCCGACCCCAGCAGGGUUGGAGAGUUUGUAUUCACUGUGUAGAAAAAUAUAUCCUGAUCAGGUUAACCCAUUACAAGUCACAGCAUUACUCAAAUUUUGGUUGGGUGGUCCUGAUCCUCUUGAUUAUAUUUCUAUGUAUGCUAACCCUGGAAUACCACAUGAAAAUAUACCUCCACAUUGGCAUUAUAUUAGUUUUGGUUUAUCAGAUUUGCAUGGCGAUGGAAGAGUCCAUGAUGUUACUGGACCAGAAAGUCUGUCUGGAUUUGGCUUCGAAUUAACAUUUAGAUUGAGAAGAGAGCCUGAGGAAACAGCACCGCCAACUUGGCCUGCAACAUUAAUGCAAUCUUUGGCUAAAUAUGUUUUUCAGUCAGGUAAUUCUCUGUGCUCUGGUGAUCAUGUUUCUUGGCAUUGUGCCCUGGACAACAGCGAAUCAAGAAUACAACAUAUGUUAAUGACAACAGAUCUACAAUUGAAGACAGCACAUACUCCAUUUGGAACUGUGGACUUUGUUCAGAUUGUAGGAAUAUGUGCUGAGGAAUUGAAGGCAGCUCAACAGUGGAAUGGAGCUGGUAUUUUAGAUAUGAUUACAAGGAUACCUUCAGCUGGGGUACUUGGCAUAUAACAGAUAUGAGAAGAGGAGAAAGCAUAUUCGAACUUGAUAUGAAUGCUCAUGAAGAAGUGGAAAGAGGAUUUGAGUUAGAAGGAUCAAAUUUGAGUGGAGUCAGUGCUAGAUGUUCAUGGAAUGAACAAGAUUCAUCUAAGCUGGAUAUUGGGCAUUUAAAAGAUCCAAAUGAUGAGCUAAAUGAUGACCUAAGGAUGAAUUCUGUCUUACAAGGCCGCUGUGUUGGUGAAUCAGCUGAACUGAUCAAUGUCAGAAAAUUGGAAGGAGUACAUUUGGUGUUCAAUUUGGAAGCUGGAAGCCUGCUACCUUUAGCAAUUCGGGGCAGAGUUAAACAUGGUAGACAUUUUACAUUCAAAUCAAUAUUGGGCGAGACAGCUGUCACUCUAGUAGCAGAUUCUGUAACAGGAACUUUGGUUGAUUCUGAGAAUCAUUACGUCUCUCAAGGAUCUUGGUUACAAGUAUUGAUACCUGACGAUUUAGCCCAAGAUAUGGCAGUCACCUUUCAGGUACUGGCAAACCCAGAAGCUUUAUCGUUACCGAAAACUUUUUCAUGGCCAGAUCGAAGACUCUCCAUAACCAUAGUCUCUGAUAAGUUACAAUAA
This is a messenger RNA of Diabrotica balteata, 1274 nucleotides long. Lineage: Eukaryota; Metazoa; Arthropoda; Insecta; Coleoptera; Chrysomelidae. The record is from the annotation of a GenBank genome assembly.